AGGAGGAAAUCCCAAAGAAGAAGACCCCAGAGAAGAGGCGGAGGAGGAGGUGUACCUGCUUCGGAGGGAGACAGAGGGUCCCUGCGGUGGGAGCGGUGUCCUCAUGGCGGUGUGCUGCUGCGGACUGUGACAGGCACACGAACACGAUGAACGACAUCAUGGAGGAGCCGGAGAAGGACACUCUGCUGGAGCCGCAGCCACAAGUUCACUCGGGGCCCAGUGGAGGAACAAGACCUAAGGUGGCCGAUGGAGGCAUCAGGCCGUUGGAGAAGAGAGGACCCUACAUCAUGUCCAGAGUUCCAGCCAUCCACCUCAAGCUACAGAAACACAGGGAGAUGGCAAGGAAAGCAUUGAAGAAGAAAGCCCUCUCACCAGGACCUCCGGUGACGCAUCAGCCCAGACAAGGAGCCAAGAGGAUGGUAAAAUAUAACAAGGGCUACGCUGCUUUGAGUCAGCAUGCUGAGGACACUCUGGUUGCACUGGACUCAGACAGUGAUGAAGAGAUCGAUUUUGAGCAGUAUUCCUCAGGAUACUCUUCAGCGGAGGUCCACCCUGAUUUAAGCAGGCAGCUGCUUCAGGACGGCUACCGCCUGGACGAGAUCCCUGAUGACGAGGACCUAGACCUGAUUCCGCCCAAAGCCAUGGGCUCCUCCAUUUGCUGCUGCUCUGAGGGCCCGUCUUGCUGCAUGCAGUGACCUAAACCCCUGCAAAGUCUUGGUUCCAGUUCAAGUUGCUGUCUCAAGUCACUGGUGCCUGAGGCCUUCUUUCUAACCCUGCUCCCCCGCUGCGCUGCCUGAGGACUUCUAGCCCUGAAGCCAAAACUCCUGUUCAUGCAGGACUGCGUGCACCGAAACGCUCAACCCACGAGAAGUGGCAGAUGGAUGUAAGAACAAGCCUUAUCCACUGUGACCCCAAAGCUUGAGCUAUUUUCUAUUUUUCUUUUUAUCAACCUACAGGAACCAUUACUAUGCACUGCUUCAAACUGAGUGGGAGAGAACUUCAGCAUUUGGGAUAUGUCUGUGUUGAUCCAGUGGAGUUCUGGAUACUGUUGUUUCCUCUGGUUACGUCUAAGCACGUCAUGGUGUAAUGUGUUUCAAUGAAUUAUAAUUAUUUUUACAUGUUUACUUACUGCUAUUUGAAAGCACCUCAAAUCACCAUUUACAUUACCUGACUACUAAUAUAUGUCUUUUUUUUUUUUUUUUUUUUUUCUCUUUUUUCAGAAGUUAUGGUCGAUUUUAAUUCCAAAAUGUUUUCUUUGAGUAAACUGCUACAUACUAAGAAAGACUCACUCAUCCACCACCUGCAGAAAAUGUUCACGUCUUACAAAGUGAGAUAUCCCUCGUUGGAUUAAUACCUACACGUUUAAGUGGCACAAAAUGUAAGCAGAUGAGUUACUGAAGUGCUUUGACAGAACCACUGAUAUUAGGUUUGAGUCAGUCUCCUUAUUGUAUAAAUAAGUUUCAUUCCAGGAAAAACUAUCUUCCAGAUAAGCUGCUACAAAAAAGAAAGUAGACCUAAAAACUAAAAAGAUUACGAUUCCAGGUAAAUUCAUCUUAAGACAAUUAUUUUUGUGCUAAGAUGUGUAUAUGUAUAAAUGCUGAUGUUUUAUGUUUAUUUGAUUUGCUUCAGAAAACAAAUUGUCAUAGAUCAAAGUCAAGAAGAGGUUACUGUCGUUUGCCAAGAUUGAAAUGUAGCAUUGUAAGAGUUGCAUCAGAUCCUGGACAGGGUAUUGAUCCCGAAAACGUGUCCGUGUGUUUUGUGUGUGGACACCAGACCAGAGUUACAUUAUUUUAUUUAUUUAUUUGUUUUAAUAAAUCUGUUGCCUACAUUAAAAACAAUAAGUUUCAGGUUGAAAACAAUAAACCACAUUACAUUAGAAUGGAAGUUAAUGAAACUUUACCAUCAUCAGUUAUAUUCUUUUCAGUUUGUGUUACUGUCUGUUUUUGUUUCUUACACAAUAGACACAAAGGUGUGCCUAAAUGGCAGUCUUUAUAAUCUGAGUAUUCCAAAUAAUCUUUUGAGUCAUGUUACAGCCUGUGUCAUAUUUUACUAUUAAUUACUGUUGUUUAUUUUGAAACUGUGCAUUAAGAGAAAAUGUUAAAUGUCAGAGCAAGUGACAGUGUUCACUUUUCAGGAGAUUUUUGUGUGUGGGUGUUAAACCAGAAAGUUACUUGCCUUUCACAUGCAUUAGUAAAAUAAAAUACAAAAAAAGAAAUUGGAAACUGCACAACUGUUGAGGUGCAUAGAGUUUUUAAGUCACAACAAAUGUGUGGCCACUGUUAUACUUACAUCACACUGUCUUAGGCUGGGAUGUUAACACUGUCUUAUAAAAUGAUGUAGCUGAUCACUUGAGGGUUAGAACUGGAAAGGGUUUGACAUUUUACGCUAGAAAAAGCUGCAACCUUGAUCUGUACUCUGCAGUGUUGGGAUCAACUCCCUAAUCCAUCAAGUCUUUGCAAAGAAAACGACUGAUGUUGAAAACGUUACAACUAUAACAUGAGCAAUGUACUUAUCUCUGUGGUUGUAAUCUGGGCCAUUUAGGAAAAAAGUCUGAUUCUACGCUUACACUAAGUGUAAGUCAGUUGAUACAAGUGUGAGCUUAAUGCUGGAUUUAAAGUGUAUCAACCCCCUCGGCCACCGGAUCUGCAUGAUGUUCUUUAUGUACAUAAAAAUAUUGCACUUAACACCAGUGGUCAGUAGCAAGUACACUUGACUCACCUGUACUAUGCAACUAUUGGGACAAUCUGCUUGUUAUACAACAUUGCGACAAUAAUGGCAUAUAGUGUUAUUGAAUGCUAAAUGCAAUA
Molecule: messenger RNA, 2807 nt
Organism: Paralichthys olivaceus (Japanese flounder)
Lineage: Eukaryota; Metazoa; Chordata; Actinopteri; Pleuronectiformes; Paralichthyidae
Gene: fam219b
Product: family with sequence similarity 219 member B
Source: RefSeq, a predicted model, not a curated record